CAACUUAUCCACGCCUUGGUUAUAUCCCGCCUCCAUUCCUGCAACUCCCUCCUCACUGGUCUAACCAUUACACAGGCUAUCCCCCUUCAGUCUAUUAUGAAUGCUGCUGCUAGACUCCGAUCCGACUGCUGCCUCUCUCUCCCCCUCCACUGGCUUCCACUCAGUGUCCUCCACCCCUCUCUGCCAAUCCCUCCAUGGCCUCCACUCAGUGUCCUCCACCCCUCUGCCAAUCCCUCAGUGUCCUCCACCCCUCUCUGCCAAUCCCUCCACUGGCUUCCACUCAGUGUCCUCCACCCCCUCUGCCAAUCCCUCCACUGGCCUCCACUC
Messenger RNA from Staurois parvus, 327 nucleotides. The record is from the annotation of a GenBank genome assembly. Lineage: Eukaryota; Metazoa; Chordata; Amphibia; Anura; Ranidae.